AUGUCCAAACGCCCACUCUGGGAUGUUGGCUACAGUCCUCGUAAUUCGGAUGUACAAGUCCUACUGCGAAGCCGACGCAAUCUGGUUGAGCGAAGUAAAGAUUGGCAGAUGAGGCUGAACACUGUCAAGGACACGACCGAAAACUCUCCUGACGCUGACAGCUGGUCCUCAACGCAAUCCUCUACCGGUAUCAUGACUCCGACUACAGAAGACUGGAGCGACAUUGACAGCAUCACGAGCGACACUACAGAGUCUCCCAACGAUACUCCCUUAACCUUCUCACGACAGGAGGUGGAAGGCAUGAGAGAUCUCGCCAAUACAUUCGCUCAAUCACUUGACAUGUUCUUGAAUGAGUCUCCUGUGGAGAGAUUCGCAACUUCUGUCCUGAGCACAGAGAGGUCUGCGUCUUCAUAUGACCAAUGCAAGAAGUUCAUGGAGGAUCUCAUGGAGACCCUGCACCCAGAAGAAGAACGCUCCAACAAGAUUGUCAAAGAAGACAAGAAGGACGAGUCCAAGGACGAAGCAUUCGAGGCGAUCGUGAGCAGCAUGGAAGCCGAUAUCACAACGGCAGACAUCGCCAGGCUGGUGUUCCUGUGGACGAAAACCUUUUCGAAUCUCCACGCAUCGGACGACCGAGAUAUGUCGCUCUCGAGUAUGCCGGCUCUGCAACACAGGCACGAUCUGAUAAGAAUACCAGAGUCACGUCUAUAUGCAAGCUUGACCGGAUCUGCUGCCGCAUGUGUCGAGAUUGGGCACCAAAUCAAGCACUCGCACGAUAUCAAGAAGUCGACGGCAUGUAUACAGUUUGGGCUCGACUAUCUGGGAGAUGAAUUCUACGGCAUGCGAUCAGCGUUUCAAGAAAUCAAGCAUACCUGGGCUCAUCCUACCGGUCAGAGGCUUUGGACCGCAAAUGCCACAAAGACCGUCAAGCACGCGCAGCAAGUCGCUCAAGACGUAGCCAAAGCUCUUCAAGAUGUCAUUCGGCAGUGCGAUACCUGGGAUGUUGUGGCUCCAGAUCAUUUCCACUAUCAACUGCAGGCAUUUGAGAUCNUUUUGCAGAAACAAGAGCUGACUCUCAACCUCUUGGGCAUGGUUAUGUAUGUGCUUUCGCCAUGCGAGCCGCCGACAUUCCNNCCCCUGUACGGCCUCCGAAAGAGUUUAGAAGAACUACAGGAAAUGCAGGCAAAGUUGCUGAGGGUUGCUUCGCUGGAUCCAGACUACAAGGACAUCAACAUCGAGGAAAUCUCGGAGAGGAUACCUGAUACUGAGAACUGGUCCUACCCAGAUCAUACCAUGGGCAAUACGACUCCGACUGAAGAUUGGAGUUAUGUCUUCCACCGUAACGAUACUGGAAGCGGCCCUAUGGAUUAUUCGUUCUUACCAAUUCCGGGAAGUCAUUCUACAAAGCUGGCCAAGCGUCGACAAAGGAAAGACAGUGGAGUUCGUGCUCUUGAGGAAAUGUUAGAUAAGUUCGGGGAUGAGAGCAGACUGGACAGCGAUCGGCCANGAGGAGGUCAUGAGCUCCAGGAAAGGGACCUUGCAAUGCUGGCCUUCCAUUGGACCAAUGCUGAGGUCUUCGCAUGCUUCCAGAGAAAGGAUUUGACAUCUAUUUGA
Messenger RNA from Aureobasidium musti, 1614 nucleotides. NCBI's taxonomy places the organism in Eukaryota, Fungi, Ascomycota, Dothideomycetes, Dothideales, Saccotheciaceae. The record is from the annotation of a GenBank genome assembly.